Messenger RNA from Schistosoma turkestanicum, 8072 nucleotides. NCBI's taxonomy places the organism in Eukaryota, Metazoa, Platyhelminthes, Trematoda, Strigeidida, Schistosomatidae. The record is from the annotation of a GenBank genome assembly.
GCGGAAUUUAUAAACGUUGCUUGACGUCGGUGUGAUUCAAAUGUCAUAAUUGCGCCUUCGUGUCUAAUGUCUGACCAUUUGAACUAAAUGUCCAGUUUCGGAUGAGAGGUAAAUGAGAUGCUGGCGAUUUCAUCCAAAAAUUCAAAUGAACAAGAACUGCCAUUGCACAACUCUUUAAAACGCCAUAUCCCAAGUUCUCCUACUUCUGAAGCUGACAACACAACAAAUUUACCACAACCUCAGUUUUCAAUAUCAUCUCAAGCCUUUAAUAUGUUCCUAACCAGGUCUAUUGAAAAAAUCGCUAACGAACGUGAAACCCGUAAGUCUCACAAUUCAGGUGUCAAAAAGGCAUGUGAGGAGGCUCUCGUCCUGUUAAAAGAGCAACCACAAGUUUCAUCUAACAAUGCACUUUCGUCAACAGACGAAUCUAGCACACACUUGCCACCUCUAAAGUCAGAUUGUGGUAUAUUGUUGAGUGAUGAAAAACUUCUUCGUCCAUUCCAACUGGCUUGCACAAUGAAGUCACCAAAAAUUGUCAGUACCGCAGUCGAUUCAUUGCAGAAGUUAAUUGCUUAUGGUCAUAUCCCGAACACAGCGGUUUGCUCUUCUGGAAAAGUUCGCAUAAUCGAACAGGUUGUAACUACAAUAUGUUCAUGUUUUCAAGGUGUGCAAACUGAUGAUGGCAUUCAAUUACAAAUUUUAAAGGCACUCUUAACUGUGAUAACAAGCCCAGUCGUUGAAAUUCACGAAGCCGAUAUCCUUCUUGUUGUAAGAACUUGUUAUAACAUUUUUAUGGCUACAAAAAACCCAAUUAAUCAAGCAACAGCACGUGCAACUCUUACACAGAUUAUCAGUGUAUUAUUCCAACGGAUGGAGCAAAAUGCAUUUGAAGCAGCAGUUGCAAUGAAUGCACAUAUUUCUCCUACUUCUAAUUCAGCUACAAUAGAUGCAUGUCAUAAAGCUGAGCAAUCACCUGAGAAUUCAACACAAGUAUUAUUUGAAAAUGAAUCGGGUUCACAUAAAGCUGAAAAUAAUACUGGUGAAAAAUUACUGAAUGGUGAUGUCCAUAUCAACGAUUGUGACUCUCCUGACGCUGAUGAUUCUAAUAUACCUACAAAAGAAGACAAAGGUCUUGAAUCAAAAGUUGAUAAAAUAGUUGAAGAGAUUCUAAAUGAAAUAAUCCAAAAAGUCGCAGUAGAUGACGAAGAAGAUAGUAAUUCUCUGUCAUCAUCACUUUGUAUACCGAAUUCUGAAUCGCUACCUGAUAUGCGUAAAUCAUCCAUAAAUUCAUCUCGUUCUUCAUCCCUUUCAAUUUCAGUAAAUACCAACCCUAAUCAAGAAUGGCCAAGUUGUGAUGUUACUCCCAGUAUCGUUCCUGUCACUACUCCAGCUACCAAUAACAUACAUGAGUCAGAUUUAAAAGAUCCGAAUUCUGCACUGGUCGUGGAUAAUAAUUCUGAAGUUGUCACUUCAGCGCAUGUUACACAAAAAGAUGCAUUUCUUGUUUUUCGUAGUUUAUGUCGUUUGGCAGUGAAAGAUUUCACAGGUUCCGACUCAAAUGAUCCCAAAUCACACGCCGUUCGCUCAAAAUCUUUAUCGUUGCAAUUAUUACUCAACUUGUUACAACAACCUGGUCCGUUAUUUUCAACAAGCGAAAUAUUUAUAGCCGCUAUUAAGCAAUAUUUGUGCGUAGCUUUAUUUAAAAAUGGUACUUCACCAAUUGUGGAGAUAUUCGAGUUAUCUGUUGCUAUUUUUCUUGCCUUAUUGACAUAUUUCAAACCACAUUUGAAGCGACAAAUUGAAGUAUUCUUUAAAGAUGUCCUUUUGCUCAUUUUGGAGUCACCCAAGUCAUCAUAUGGGCAUAAAUUAAUUGUUAUUGAUGCAAUAAAACACAUAUGUAGUGAUGCACAAUGUUUAGUUGAUAUUUAUCUAAAUUAUGAUUGUGAUAUAAGUAUGGCGAACAUAUUCGAACGAUUGACAACAGAUUUAGCUAAAAUUGCUCAAGGACGUUGUUCGGUCGCUGAACAUGGUAAUAAUUCAUCGUUAUCAAGUCAACAACAACAACAGCAACAAAUACUACGAUCUAAUGGUUUAGAGUGUUUGGUGCUGAUUUUACGUUGUAUGACUGAAUGGUCACAAGAACUUUAUGCUAAUCCAGAAUCCCAGUCGUUUUUGUGUUCUGAACCAAUGUUGGUUAAUAACGGCGGUAAUACUGGUACAACAGUGAAUUCCAGUAUCGAUGCUAAUCAUAACAUGACUUUACCAGGAUCUGUUAAACCUUACGAUGACCCUGAGGCAUUUGAAUGUCGUAAAGCACAGAAAGAAAUUUAUGAAUCUGGUUUAGCACUGUUCAAUCAAAAUCAACCUCUUCGUUGUUUGAGAUUACUGCAAGAAAAUGAAUUGAUUGGAGAAUCUGUUGAGUCAGUGGCACAGUUUCUCUUAGUUGAAGAUCGUUUGUCGAAAUCACAUGUUGGCGAUUUCCUUGGUGAAAAUGAUCCGUACAACCUUCGUGUUAUGUACGCAUAUGUUGAUCAGUUUGAUUUCACUGACAAGAGUUUUGUUCCAGCUAUGAGGGAAUUUUUAUCUGGAUUUCGAUUACCUGGUGAAGCACAGAAGAUUGAUCGACUUAUGGAAAAAUUUGCUGCACGUUAUUUUGCAUGCAAUCCAAGUAAUAAUUUAUUUGCUUCAGCCGAUACUGCAUACGUUUUGGCUUUCUCAAUUAUUAUGUUGACUACAGAUUUGCAUAGCUCUCAAAUUAAACCACACAAUCGUAUGAGUAAGGAGGAUUAUAUACGCAUGAACCGUGGUAUAAAUGAUAGUCAAGAUUUACCAGAAUCUUACUUAGCUCAAAUCUAUGAUGAAAUUGCUAAUGCUGGUAUAAAAUUAAAAACUGAUGAUAACGUUACCAAACUUACAAAAGUUUCUGCAUCAACUGAAUUCAGCCCUAAACUAAAUAACCGACGAAAAACAGUAGAUGGAGAGGUUUUAGGAGAUUCUGUAAUAUCUGGUUCAUCUGAAUUUACCUGUGCAACCCAUUGUGAGCAUGUUCGUCCAAUGUUCAAAUUAGCUUGGACACCGUUUCUGGCUGCAUUUAGUGUUGGAUUACAGGAUUCCGAUGCUUUAGAUGUAACUCAUCUGUGUUUAGAAGGUAUUCGAUAUGCUAUACGUAUAGCAUGUAUAUUUCAUAUGGAAUUAGAGCGAGAUGCUUAUGUACAAGCCCUAGCACGAUUCACACUACUGUUAACAACUUCAUAUGUAAAUCCUACUGUUAUAAAUGGAAAUUCAUCAGGUAUAAAUGGAAAUAGUCAUCAGAAUGCUAAUUAUCGUCGUCUUCGAUCGGAGAAACUCAAUACGAAUGCAUCAACUACACUUACCACUGCUUAUACAAAUGCAUUAGGAUCAAAUCCAGCUUUAUCUACUCCAGAAGCGAUGAAACAAAAAAAUAUUGAUACAAUACGUACAUUGAUUACAGUUGCUCAAACAGAUGGUAAUUAUUUAGGACGUUCAUGGUUAGAAAUUUUACGGUGUAUAUCUCAACUGGAAUCAGCGCAUUUAAUCACUCAUGCAGUUUCAUCGGCAAAUGGUUUAAAUACAAAUAAUCCGCAUUUUGUCAAUCGUCCAGCACAUUUCAAUUCAUAUAACCCUUCUCAUAACCAAAAUGUUAAUGGAUCAUCUACGAUCACUUCACCAACAACAGAAAAUGCAUCAGUCAGAUCAAGUAAUUUAGUAUCAGCUAGUCCAACAGUUACAUCUAAUCAAAUUAUGGGCCAUAAUUUGAAUGAACCUGUUGCCCCAGGAAGUUUGGCUGCUGCUGUUGUGGAUUCUAAAAAAGCUGCUGUUCUACAAGAAGUAAUGGGAGAAACCGGAUCACAAAGUGUUGUAGUUGCUGUUGACAAAAUUUUCACUGGAUCAAUCCGUUUGGAUGGUGAUGCUAUUGUAGAAUUUGUGAAAGCUUUGUGUCAAGUUAGUCGAGAAGAAUUAAAUCUUCCUCAACCAAGAACAUUUUCACUUCAAAAAGUUGUUGAAAUUUCAUAUUAUAAUAUGGGUCGUAUUCGAUUACAAUGGUCACGUAUUUGGGAACAUAUUGGUAGUCAUUUUACUACAGCUGGUCGAUCAAUUGAUGAAGAUGUUGCUGAAUUUGUUAUUGAUUCUUUACGUCAAUUGUCAUUAAAAUUAAUAGAAAAAGGUGAAUUGCCUAAUUUCCAUUUUCAAAAAGAAUUUCUUCGUCCUUUUGUAAAUAUACUGGAAAUUGAACCAAAUGUCAGUCACAAAGUUCAAGAUAUGAUCGUUCGUUGUAUUUAUCAAUUGGUCCAUUCACAGUAUGCAAAUAUACGCUCUGGUUGGACAAAUAUUUUUACUGUACUACAUUCAGUAGCAUCAUCUUUAGAUGAAGGAAUUGUUGAUAUGGCAUUUGAAACUUGUCAUUUUACUGUGAAAGAUGUUUUCAAAGAACAUUUGCAUGUUGUAGUUGAUGCUUUUCAGUCUUUAGUGAAAGCAUUAGCGGAAUUUUCAUGCAAUCCUCGAUUUCCUGAUACAGCUAUGGAAAGUAUCCGUUUAAUUCGUAUUUGUGCACAUACAGUAGAUGAAAAAGAGUCAGUCUUUAUUGGUUUACAAAAUUCCGAAUUAUCUGUUUUAAAUAAUAAUUCAAUGGAAUUACCUAAUUCUGAUUUGAAAUAUGUUUACCUAUUACCUGAAGAUGAUCAAAUUUGGUUAAGAGGUUGGAUGCCUGUGUUAUGUGAAUUAUUUCGUGUAAUAAAUAGUUGUAAACUAGACGUCCGUACUCGUGGUCUUACUGUAUUUUUCGAUAUAUUAAAAUCACACGGUAAUAAAUUUAAACCAUUAUGGUGGCGUGAAACAUUUGCUGUUAUCUUUAGAGUUUUUCAACAUUUUCGAAUCUCUUCAGUAUCAUCAGAAUAUAAUGAGACUGUGACAAAUAUCGAUUCGAUAAAAACACUGUCACACUUGAAUACAUGGAAUGAAGAAGCCACUGUUAAUAAUGGUGUUAUUCAGCAUCAAACUCUUUCAAAUAUGGAACGUACUGAAUGGAUGAAUACAACUUGUAAUCAUACGUUAUUUUCGAUUGUGGAUAUAUUCACUCAAUUUUAUGACGUGUUACAUGAUAUUCUAUUAGAUGAUAUUUAUCAACAACUGCGAUUGUGUUGUUUACAAGAACAUGAACAGUUGGCUCGUUCAGGAACAAGUUGUUUAGAAACCUUAAUUUUAUCUAAUGGUAAACGAUUCAAUGAUAAAAUUUGGGAAUCUACAGUAAAUUUAAUUGUUGAUCUUUUCAAGUCUACAGUACCACAUCAAUUGCUAACAUGGCGCCCAGAACAAAUGCCGAUUGAGAUCAAUGAUCAAAGUAUUAUCACCCCAUUUGUAAAUGGCAAUCAACAAUCUGUACCCGGUCAUGUUGCUAGAGCACAUUUGUUUGCUGAUCUACUCAAUAAAUGUGUAGUGCAAUAUGAAUUAAUACAAACAGUUGAUCAUAUUUUAUUUUAUUCAUCGCAUAGUAGAAGUGAAGAUAUUCAUUAUUUACAUGAAGCACGUCGAUUAGCCGCUGCAUCCUAUCCAGCAUUUGAAGCGGCUCUACAAGCAGCUACAUCACCUAAUCAACCAACAGUAUUCACUCCCUCGUAUUUUCUCACUAAAGAUAAUAACAUUAGUAAUAAUACAGGAAGUAGAAUAUCAGUAGAUAUCAUUAAUCAUGAUCAUUCAACUGCAACAAACAAAAGUUUGACGAACAACAAUAAAGAUGAUCAACAUAUGUUAGAUUCUUCCGAAAACGUCAAUAUACUAGAAAACGGAAAGGCUAGUACUCAAUACUUUUUCGAAGCUAAUUUAAAUAAUACAACUCAGUUAAUUGGAGCUAGUCCAUUACCAUCUGAUUCCCGAGGUAUGUACCCUCAUUUAUCGCCACAACAACGUCUUACUUUGGCAAAAUGUCUGUUAGAUUCACAUGCAUUUGCUAAACAAUUUAAUUCACAUGAUGAACAACGAAAUAUUCUGUUUCAAGCAGGCUUCAAAGUGAAAGCUAAACCGAAUUUAUUAAAACAAGAAACACAUAGUUUAUCAUGUGCUUUGCGUAUAUUGUUUCGUUUAGCUGAAGAGGCAAGUGAUAUACGUGAACAGGCUGAUGAAUUACUAGAUCAAGUAAUACUGGAUGCUUUUCGUUAUUAUCAUGGUUUAAUUAUUGAUGGACAUCGACAUGCAUGGGAUCCUUGUUUAAUAUUAAUUAUUACACAAUUAAUUCAAUUGUCACCUUCGUCUAGAUUUCAUAAACAUGCUACUUGUCUAUAUCCUGGUCUGUGUGAUUUAGUUGCAAUGGCUGGUGGAAUUUCACCGCAAGUUGCUGCUUUAAUUCGUAUCUUUUUAUUACGUUGUGGAGCCUUCUUCAUACCUAUGAACAAUGGUGGUGUUCGUGGUGGUAGUGCUCUCACUAGUAACCUCAACAACAAUAGUUGUAACGAAAAUGGAUAAUUCUUUAUAAACAGCACAACUACAUGGUGUAUACCUUUCUGUUUUGACUGAUUAUUAGAGAGUCCAUAUGAAGCCAACUGAAGUGCCAAAAAUUGUCCCUAUGCAAAAGGGCUGGUAUGUGUAGUAUGUUUCUGAUUCAAUAACUUUACUUACUCUAUACAUUUCUUUUAUAUUGUCUCUUACAAUUUUCUGUCAUCUUUUAUUAUUCGUGGGCUUUGAUUAUCAUUAUUAUUAUUAUAACAAAAGCUCAGAAAUGUGUCAUCAUGUUCACUAUUUUGUGUAUUCAUCUUUUUUGUUACUUCUUCCUCAGUGAAUUUCUCUUUGGUUAGCUUACAUUCCAUAGAAUUUGUGAUAUAAAUUUAUUUGGUAUUCCUUUUUCUUUUGAUUGAUUUAAAACUAUUAAGCAAAAUACCACAUACAUACACACAUACAUACAUAAUAGUUGUUUUUUGGGGAAAAAGAUGACAACCAGUAAUAAUAAUAGUAUGCCUACAUUUAUAUAUUUGUUUAUUUGAUAAAUGAAUUCAAUCCAGUGCCUUUUAUGAAAUAAAAACUUGAUCAUUGAUCGAUCAAUCGAUGAUUAUGAUGAUAAUGAUGAUAAUUUGUUGUAUUCUUGUUCAAUUUGAAACAAAUCACUUAUCAUGAUGUUUUUAUUUGUCUCAAAAAAGAAGGCUAAGAUAAAUAACUGUUUAGUGGUUUUCUUUACACACUAACUGGCAUAACACAUUGUCUAACUGAAUACUUAGACGAAAAUCCGCUAUCCUAUAUUUAUUAUCAUUUGAAUUGCAAAUCAUUCUGUGUUCAUUGUUAUCUUCUCCUUUAUUGACUAUCGUCAUCGUAAUCAUCACUAUAUGUAAUUAAGCGAAAUAAACUAAUGUGAACAUUCUAUCAUAAUUAUCCAGUGUAUCUGUUCACAUUAAUUUUCUCUUGUAAUUUCACUAAUUUCUACUUCCUUGUCAAUAAAUGGCUGUGUGAUUCUACAAAGAUAUUAUUCAUCUUACAGGAAUUAUGUUUUUUUUUCGGUGUACUUCUUUCAUUUAUUAAAUGUAACUGUGUUUUGUCUCUCCCUCUCUCUCUCUCUCGUCAUGUUAUGUUGUUUUUUUUGCUUCUUUGUGAACAUUGUAUGAUAGAUAUUCUGCUUGCAUGAUAACAUUUAAUUUCAAUCUGGACAGCAUAAAACAUUCUAUUCUAGUUUUCUGUCCAUCACUAGUACAAUUAUGAGAUUGUCCAGACGAAUUAAUUCUUAUCGUUUAACUGCCUUUCACCUUAUUGUCAUCAAUCCCUUGUAUUGAUUGAUCGAUUACUGGAACUGUUGUUAUUGUUAUCACUUUUACUGUGGCUCUCAUAUUACUUCCAGGCUUACUGGAAUGUGUAAGUCCUUAAUUUACUAACUUUCUAUUUUUCCCUGGUUUAUUAUUAUUAAUUUUGAACAAUUUGUUUGUUGUGUGGAUAAUGUUGUUCUUUUCACAUAUUCACUGUAGGCUAUUUCAUUAUUUUAUUGUUUUUAGAGCAAUGAGAAGUUACCCAUUACACCUAUUAUUAUUAUUAUUAUUAUUAUCAUUAUUAUUAUCAUUAUCAUUAUUAUUAUUAUUAUU